CCCACACACGCAGCAGGCGGGGCCGUCCGUGCAUGCGCGCCCACUCGGGAACCCGGCGGGUCACGUGACGGCAGUGUUUGUGUUUUUUUUCCCCCCCCUCUUCCCCCUCCUCCUCCUCCCGUCAGAAGAUGGCGGCGGUGCUGGAGAGCGGGGAUAAGAAAGCGGGUGAGGAAUGGAGCUCUGACCGAGGCAUCCACCGGGCGGAGACGUUAGGUUUUUAUGAGGCGAAGGCUGAACCAAGCAAACACGGGGGGAAGAAACGGAAUCUGUCAGAUCUCUCCCUGCUGAGAUUUAUUAGUGCCGAGUUAACACGAGGAUAUCUUUUGGAACACAAUGAAGCCAAGUACAAAGAAAGGAGGGAAAGAGUAUACACUUGUCUACGAAUUCCUCGAGAAUUGGAAAAGUUGAUGUUUUUUGGAUUCUUCCUCUGCCUGGAUGCCUUUCUAUAUCUCUUUACUCUACUACCACUUAGAGUCCUUCUGGCCCUAGUGCGAUUUAUUACUCUACCCUGUUUUGGUUUAAGUGAUGGAAGAUUACUGCAACCUGCUCAAGUGUGUGACAUACUUAAGGCAGUUAUAAUGGUCAUCUGCUUUGUCAUGAUGCACUAUGUGGAUUAUUCCAUGAUGUAUCAUCUUAUUAGAGGACAAUCUGUCAUCAAACUCUACAUCAUCUACAACAUGUUAGAGGUUGCAGAUCGUCUUUUUUCUUCCUUUGGUCAAGAUAUUUUGGAUGCACUGUAUUGGACAGCUACAGAACCCAAAAAGAAAAAAAGAGCUCAUAUUGGGGUGAUACCUCACUUCUUCAUGGCAGUGCUUUAUGUUUUUCUGCAUACAAUUUUGGUCAUGGUACAAGCAACAACUUUGAACGUUGCUUUCAACUCCCACAACAAAUCAUUACUUACCAUCAUGAUGUCAAAUAAUUUUGUGGAAAUAAAAGGAAGUGUUUUCAAGAAGUUUGAGAAGAACAAUCUGUUUCAGAUGUCCAAUAGUGAUAUAAGGGAGAGAUUCAACAACUAUGUACUUCUGCUGAUUGUUUGUUUGAGGAAUAUGGAACAAUUUUCUUGGAACCCAGACCAUCUCUGGGUGUUGUUUCCAGAUGUUUGCAUGGUAAUUGCAUCAGAAAUGGCUGUGGAUGUGGUUAAACAUGCUUUUAUUACGAAAUUCAAUGAUAUUACAGCUGAUGUAUACAGUGAGUAUAGAGCCAGCCUUGCAUUUGACUUGGUUAGCAGCCGUCAAAAAAAUGCAUAUACAGAUUAUAGUGAUACAGUAUCAAGAAGAAUGGGAUUUAUACCACUUCCAUUAGCCGUUCUGCUAUCCAGAGUUAUCACAAGUUCCACAAAAAUUCAGGGAGCCUUGGCUAUUGUCAGCCUAUUGGUGUUUUACCUCGGGCUGAUUGCACUUAAAGUUCUGAACAGCAUUGUGUUGCUGGAAUCUUGCCAAUAUGUAAAAGAGGCCAAGAUGGAGGAGAAGCUGUUUCAAUCCCCACUAGCCAGCAUCCCUGGGAAACCUGCCAAAAAAUCUGUCAGCAAAGUUAAAUCAUCUCAGCUUGGAUUGAGCACAGAAGAAAUGCAAUCAGACUCCAUCGUUAGCCAGCCUGUAUCUCUGUCAGAAAGUGUAUCGGCUCUGGUUUCAAGCAACAGUUCUGACCAAUUUCUUACAACCCCCAAUAUAGAGGACAAAGGAAUACCACAGGAAAAACCUGAUGGCAAACAAUGUUCUUCAAAAGAAGAUCUACUUGAAAUAGACAGGUUCACAAUUUGUGGAAAUCGGAUUGAUUGAUUAUUGCACCAGUCUUUAGAAGUGCAGCUUCAAAUUUAAGCCUUUGCAUGGCAAAUGGAACGCUGUUAAGCUUGACAGUUUAUAAAGGUUCAAAAGCUGCCAAAGGAGGCUCUGAUCAGGAAUAUUUAUUAAAAUCUUUAUAAUUUAUUAAUGAUUCAAACUAAAAUAUAUUUUACCUGUUUUUUUCAUCUCUGGAGAUACUUGGUUUGGAAUAUGCCAUUUUGGUUUGUGUAUCAAUUUCCUGUAGCAAAGGAAGAAAAUCUUUUGGUUGGUUUCUAUGGAGACCUGGCAGAUAAAUGCUCUCAAAGACAGCUUUCUCUACAGCUGUAUGAAUUUUUGUGCAAUAUUUCUUGCCAGUUGUGAUGCAAUUACACCUUCAUACAAUAAUGUGAAUAUACAGCAAGAUAACUUUUCUUUUGGCUUUUUAAAAUGUUUUCAACAAGAUUCUGUUGUAUUUGCAGAAUUUCAUUGUAGAUAUGUGCCUAUUGCAGUGAUUUUAUUUUACGAAAUCUAAUCCUAUUCUAGAAAAGAAAUGUUGGUAAGCUGAUCCCAAAACUUCCAGUUGAAGUUUACAGUUAUUUCUGGGGAAGUUUCAAUUAUAAGAUGAAUAUGCAAGAAUUAUUGAUAAAGGAAGCGUUGCUGUGUGGAUCCUUUUAAAGGAAUCACCUGCAUAUGGUGUAUUAGAAAAAUUCUAACAGAAAACUGCUGAAAUAUCCAGAGUUACUGAUCGCCUGAAAAAGAAAGAGAAAGAAAUGAUCCUUUCUUAAAGUUUCGUCUGGGACAUUGAUCUGUCUUGCCUUUCAGAUGCUGGUAAAGCUGCCAGCUGCUUCCAGCAUUUUCUACUUUUAUUUCAGAUUUCCAUUAUUCUUGAUUUUCUUUUCGCUGUAUCCUAAGAAUUGAGUUUAUAGUACAAUAGAAAAGUUAUCCAAGUUAUUCAAAUGAAUGAAUGAACAGACUAUAUACCGGGAAGGAAUGAAACGCACAGGCUGAAAUCCUGAAGGAGGUUAAGAAGAAAAAGUUAAAUCGGUAAGAGGCAAAAAUGGGUAAUUUUCCUAUAAAGAAGUACAUGAACAAAGGAAAAGUGUCCGAGACACACAAGUAAUUAACCUUACAGUUCCUUAUUAAGUGAACUGCAUUAAUCUAUUAUAGUUCUUGUAUGUGCAAUGUUUCUAGCUUUUUUGUUUUGCACUAAAGACAAUAAUGUUUUUGUUUAAGAUUUCAUGAAAAAACAUCACUACACAAAUUUCUAACUCCAGCAGCUCAAAAAACUUGUUUUGCAAGAAAUAUUUCAUGUUAACUGAAAGUUUAAAUGGUCUGACUGAAGUAGCACCAAGUAGAUUUGAAUAAAUUAGCUUAUUGUGUCAUUAAUUUAAGGGUGCUAUCUAGGUUACAAAUAUUCAAAUUUCUAAAGAUUUACAAUAACUUUCCCUCUCUCUACUCACUUUCAAGUUAACUGCAAAAAGACAUGGCUGAAGUUUAUAAAGCCACCAAAUACAAAAUCUUCUGUAUCUUUUUAUAAUUAGUACAACAUGUAAAAAAAAAUGCUGAAUAAAUGUCCUUUUGUAACUCAAA
Messenger RNA from Pristis pectinata (smalltooth sawfish), 3350 nucleotides. Its product is annotated as transmembrane anterior posterior transformation protein 1-like. Gene Ontology annotation, cellular component: endoplasmic reticulum membrane; ciliary basal body. Gene Ontology annotation, biological process: positive regulation of cilium assembly; maintenance of protein localization in endoplasmic reticulum. The record is from RefSeq and is a predicted model, not a curated record. Lineage: Eukaryota; Metazoa; Chordata; Chondrichthyes; Rhinopristiformes; Pristidae.